ACACACAGCUAUAGACUCCUGUACCCUGGAGGAUAGGAGCGGGCCUGCUCACCGUCCCAGCAGGAGUCAAAGGCCUUGCUGUCGCUGAGUGACAUGGGGUAAUUGUGCUGUCACAGGCCACCCAGAAUUCUCUCCCACCCUGCUGAGGGACAGCUGGUUAGGAAGGCUCCCCCAGGCCAUCACCAGCCUGGGGCCCGGCAGAUCGCCAUGCCCACCCAGUUUCCACGACUAUCUGAGGGUUUCCAUCGUGGGCCAGGGGACCGGGGCAGGCCAGCCCUCUAGCCCGCAGUGGCCACCCCGUCCUGAGCAGGGAUGGAUACCGGGCUGCAGGCCAGCAGGCGGCCCUGGGAAAGCACCAGCCGACCCCAGGCAGGCGGCGACUGGAAGCUCACUGGGCUCUGCCCUUGACCUGGCCCGGUGGCUAUGUCGACCUUGGUCAUGGGGGCGCUGCCUGCUGGCCUAGGAGAAGUGAUCCAGCCCCACCCCAAAGAUAACCAGAGAUGCUGCCCCUGUCCCUCUGGCUCCUCAGGACCCUGGGCCGCCCCCACCUGAAGGGCCGGAGCCAAGCCAGGGAAUCCGGGCUCUGUCCCUCUGAGGCUGAGGAUGAGACCAUGGCUGCCCUGAGGUGGCCCGGGCCCUCCCAGCAGCCAGGUGACCUGCGGGGAGCUCCCCACACGGCCUGGUCUGACAACAUCGAGCAGCCAGGCCCCCGGGGGAAGGCCCGCAACCACCCGGUGUGGUCAGAAGGCGAGGAGGCCAAGGAUGGGGACAGCUCGGUGUCAUCAGGCCGCCUCUCCGGCUCCUCUGGGGGCCACGAGCCCUGCACGUCUCCCCCCGGGCCCUGGAAGGAGAGGCCCCCCCAGGUGCUGGGGCCCCGGCGGCAGCCCAGAGAGAGCAGCCCACGGCUGGAGCUGCUGAGGGACAGGAUCCGGGCCCAGGCCCAGUGGCAGACCAGCUGCGCCUCCCUGGGCACCUCUGCCCCGUCCAGUGCCUCCCGCCUCUACAGAGCCUCCAAGCCAGACGCCCGGAAGAAGGCGGGGAGGCCGAAGAAGGCCCCUCCGGCCCCGUGGGAGGCCCUCGGGCCCCGGGCUUCCGCCGCAGGCUUGGGCACCCUGAGGGCGGCUCCGUGCGGAGUGGAAGACAAGGUGAUCCGCGGCCCGGGGAGCAGGCCCUCCGGGGCCCCUCAGCGCCAGGCCUCAGUUCCCCGGGAGAAAGCCAAAAGGCAAAGUAGUUCUUGCAAGAGGGAGAAGACCCCCAGAGCGCCCGUCCCCCGGGGAGCCACCAGAAACCAAGAUUCUGAGUUGGUUGGUGUGUACGCCUGGAGGAAAGGACCAGCCCUGGCGAGGGCCCUCCUCGGGCCCGCUCCUGCCUUCCCCAGGCUUCGGAGCAAGGCUCCCUCCAGAGACCAGUCCCCCACCGUGGACUUAGGAGAUAGCAGGAAAGUCGGAGCGGCCGAGAGCUCCCCCGUCUGCCCCCGGAUGCCCAGCCCAGCCUCUGUCUGCCAUGACCCGCCACUGUCCACCAACACACCGCACCUGGCUUCUUGUGAUCAGCCUAUGACCAUCCAAAAUGCUUUGACUAUCCUUAGAGACCUCCGCCAGCAGAUCCAGGCCGGGCUGGAGCUGGCCCGGCAUCGCCACCCCACCGGAGGGCUAGAGCUAGGACAGUCAAACCUGUGGCUGCAGGACCCAGCAGGGAGGAGGCAGUGGGGCCCCUGGGGCACCCCAGAUGUACGGGGCUCCUUCUCGAAGAGUCCUCAAGCAGGGACGAAAGGGAGGCGCUCCUCCCAAGACCGUGCCAGCAGCUUCCCCACUGGGAAUUGCUGGAGCACCCUAGCUGGGCGGGAGUCCUAUCCCCAGCGGACUGGAGCGGCCCAAGGGCGGAACCCCUCCUUCCAGAAGCCCGGGGAUCCCCCCGAGAAGCUGACCUCUUUGCCUCAACGGCCCUGGAGCGCCUUGGCCGGGCAGGCCUCCAGGACACAGCGGACUGGAGCGGCCCAAGGGCGGAACCCCUCUUUCCAGAAGCCCGGGGAUCCCCCCGAGAAGCUGACCUCUUUGCCUCAACGGCCCUGGAGCGCCUUGGCCGGGCAGGCCUCCAGGACACAGCGGACCGGAGCAGCCCAAGGACGGAACCCCUCCUUCCAGAGGCCCGGGGGCCCCCCUGAGAGCCUGACCUCCUUGCCCCAACAGCCCGGGAGCGCCUCAGUCGGGCUGGCUUCCAGGUCCCAGCGGACCUGGGCCACUUAUGCAGACUGGAAGACCCCUGCCCGAACACCCUGGAGCCCUUGUGGCCCACGGUCCUGGAGCACCUCCUUCCCACAAGGCACCAGCACCCUGGGCAAGGCCAGAGGCUCGCACCCGCCGCCCUCGGAGAUGGAGCACAGCUGGCUGAGGCCCACCGGGGGUGGACCUGGGAGAGAGAAGGAGGGGCGGGUGCCGCCGCCCUGCCCGAAGCCCCGGGGGGCCCUGGGCCACCCCUAUAGUGCCGAGGCGCUGCGGGAGUUCAUGCGCCAGAAAACUCAGGCCCGGCGGCGGCAGGCCUUGGAGGAGAAGGCCUCGGCCGUGCGCGCCCUGGAGCUGAGGAACCAGCGGCUGCAGGACGUGUACAGGAAGCAGAGGGAGGCCGUCCUCGGCAAGGCUGUCCCUAUGGUCUCCCAGACGACCCCCGGCAUUGUGACCUUCUUCCCACACUGUGCACAGUCCACGGGCCUGGAAGCUCCCGGGAGCCUGGGGUCGCCUGUGCUGGAAUGGAGCAAGGUGACCUCUGGCAUGGUGCUGGGGGACCAGGAGGCCCCGGGCAGCUUCUGCCUGUGUUUGAACAGAGCCUUGAACCGCUCGGAGACUCUAGAGAUGGGCGGCCCCCGGGACGGCUGGGACGGUGCCCCCAUGCUGACGUCCUCCCGCUCCUCCCCGGGCCCCCUGAAGCUCCAGGACCUGACCACCCGCCCCCCGCGCCCAGGCAUGUGCAUCUACCUGGACCCUGAGGAGAGCGAGCGCCUGGGCACCCUGGGGCCCCUGCAUUUCCGCUAUAAGCAGGCCCGGCUGCAGGCACUGGAGACCAUGGCCAAUGUCCUGAAGCAGCGGAUCGACAUCCUCACGGCCAAGCUGCACAGGCCGGAGACACCAGAUGCUCUCAGGGACCCUGUGUCAGACCCCAGCACUGUGCCCGCCGCCCGCGUCUGCUCGGGGGCCCUGGUGCCCGAUGGGAGCAGAGGGGGCCCCUGGGACCGGGAUGACGAGCCGGCCAGGACGCUGGUCCCUCCCACCUGCUUCCUGGACCAAAGGCCGCUGCCGUGGAGCCCCGACUGGGAGAGGCGGCAGAGCGUGAGCCCGAGAGGCCACCACUACAGGGAGCCCCAAGUUGCUGGUGUCCAUCUCCCCAAAGGUUUCACUGAGGACGGGCGUUUGGAGCUGGAUAACAGGCUGGCAAGAAACACGGCUUCCUUCCAGACACUCGGCCCCUUCAUCGGGAGCUCCCUUGGGGUGCCAGCCGUGCUGGACCCCACCUGUGGCUCCCUGCAGCUGGAGGACGUGUCGGCGGCCAGAGGGGCAGGCUUGCUCACGCCCUGGACCGUGCGAGGCUGCGGUCAGCGCUCCAGGCACCUUGCCAACAUCCCCUGGAAGUCCCUGAGCUCCCUCAAGUCCCUGCAGCUGGACCAGGAGAAGCCGGAGCAGGGGCUGGCGCUUCUGCGGCAGCGGGCGGAGCUGGAGGUCUGGGAGACGCAGAAAGCCCUGGACCAGCUGCUCUUCAAGCACCAGUUGGAGCGUCUGAUGGAGAAACACCCCCCCCAGGCCAGGCCAGACCCGGCUUUGGCUUCUGCUUCGGAGCAGGAACGGCCACAGGUGUGUCGAGUCCUGGAGCCCACAACCUCUCCGAGCACCGAGACCGCCAGUCCCAGAUCACAACCAGCCAGGGGCAGAGACGCUGCCACAUCCUCCCAGGGUCCCCAGGAAGGACAGCAGAGACAGGAGGACAAGUCCACUUCUGCAGAGCCCAGACAGGAAGUGAGAGCAGACCAAGCUCCCUACCAGCGGCCCUGGGCCAGGCUGGACCCUCGGGUCAGCCCCACCCACCAGUGGAGCCUGGCGGGGCCCGGAAAAGCCAACAUCGCGGGAAGCCCCGGCCACUUCACGCUCCAGAUGCUCGAGCUGAGCCUGCGGGAGGAGGAGCUGCGGGCGCAGCACCAGACCGCGCUGCUGCGCCUGCGCGAGAAAGCGCUGGAGGAAAGGAUGCGCGCUGAGCUGGCCUGGUUGGAGCAGCAGCGAGGGUGUCUGGGCCGCGAGGGGAACACCACGGUGCUGGCAGUCUUGGCAGAGAGGCAGAAGCAGGCCCUCAGCAGCCUUGAGCAGGAGCAGAGAGCAAUCCGAUGCCUGCAGAACGCUCACCGGUUCUCGCACGAGGAGAGGAAGCUGCUUCUGCAGCACCAGAGGGACAUCCUGUCCCUGCGGACGGCUGUGGCACAGCUGCAGCAGGAGCUCAAGGCCCAGACCAGGCUGCCUCAGAGGUCUGGCCCCGAAUUCAAGACCGCUCAGGUGGAGGGGCCAGCACAGGGCAAUCUGUGCCCGUCAACACCACGUGGGCCUGGUGACCCCACCAGCACCAGCCCCCGGAGAAGCUCCAAGAGCCCACGCGCCCAACACCUUCCCACUGGGCAGGAGGACAGGACACACCCCGAGGCCACUUCAGCUGCGGACACUCACCGACCGCCUCCAAGGCCUGUGUGGGGAGAGGACAUGCCUGUGGCCAGCGGCUGGCCUGAUGCUGGGGGCCGGCUGGUAGAGAGCCAGAUCCCUGUGGACCAAGGAGACCCCCCGCCCAACCCCCGCCCUUUGUCGUCCAUGGAGAGGACGCAGCCUCUGAUGGAACGCCGUGGGCAGAAACUCCAGGGCCAGCACUCCCUGGGCGGAAGGAGUCCGCGCAGCUCCCCGGAAGCCAGCUCACAGGAAUGUGCUGGGGGUUAUCCACCGCUGAGGGGCCAGGACCCAGUGCCCUGGGGCGGUCUCUCUCCAACAUGCUCCCAGCAGGUGGUUGAAGGCAGCCUAAGCCCAGCAGAGUCAGAACCAGAGCUGGAUUUUGCCGACAGCCCCAAGGAGGAGCCCCACCAGAUGGAAAGCCAGGCGUCAGGGGGACAGAGGAUGGAGACCUGUUGGCAGGAGGACCCCCACGACCCCUUCUCUCGGCCGGAAGCUGGCCCGUGGACUGCUGCUCCAGCUCCUGCGCCCUCCAGCCCAGGUGCGGGCAGCCCCCUGGGGCUGGGCCCCGAGUCCGAGUCUGAGUCAGCUCCCGGGACCUGUGCCGGGUCCCGUGCCGCCUCCUCCCUGAGCGGGCUGUCCUGCUCUUCUCUCCAGGAGUUUCAGAAGGCGUCCGCCAUGCUGGUGCAGCUUUCCGAGAGCUCUGUCUCCCUCUCGGACUGGGAAGCUGGGGACCCCAUUGAUGCAGACCCCGGCUGGUCUGGGGAGCUCUCACCCCAAGACUCCUGGGGGAUCCACCGGGGCGGGGAGCGGGUGGCCUGGGAGAGGCUGGAGGGCAGCAGGACCAGUCGCCAGGGCGGCUCCCCCACGGACGCAGGGGGUCCAGAGCCCAGGGGAGGACUCGUGCGCGCGGGCCGGCUGCUGCCUCUCCCGGAUGCCCCUUCUGCAAGGUCAGGGUCGGAACUGUCAGAGGCAUCCAGCGAGGUCUGGGAUGAGGAGAACCUGCUGGGGCCAGGCCCCGGUGCUGACCCAGCCUCAGGGUGCCACUCCCCUGCGGGAGGCUCAUCCCACCUGGAAGGUGGCAGGGCGCCCUGCUCUGUAUCUCCUUCCCUGGGCCUUGAGGAGGGGCAGGAAGCUUCCAGAACCAGUGGGAGCCUGAUCAGUGGAUUAGAUACAGAAAGAGCCAAACAGGUGUCCCCGGAGGCUGCCUUCCCACCACUCCCAUCCACAGCCUCUCCCUCCAGUGACUCAGACCUGCCCCUUUCCUCUCCCUCUGGGUCCCUGGCAUCAGAAGGGGUGGAGUUUGGUGAAGGAGGAGACACUGGGGCUCUUCAGGCCUCGGCUGGCUGUCCUGAGGGGCCUGGGGUCACUGACCUGAGUCUGUCCAACCACAGGAAACCUCAACAGGCCCGGUCUGAGCCUGAGGUCCCUGUGAGCCCGCAGGCUCCUCCUGGGGACCCUGGUGGUCUGGUAGCCCAGACGCCCGAGGGCUGGGCGCCUGGGUGUAGGGGGAGGAGACACUCCCCUGCCCCGGAGGAAGCCCGCCCCACCCUGGCCAGCGGGGUCUUGCCCGAGAUCCUGUCCCCCGUGGACGACGUGCUGUCCUAUGGCAGUGCUGACCUUCCGUCCUCUACCCACAGGGACGCCAGCCUCCCUCCUUGGCCACCCACCCUCCCAGCAGAGCGCGAGGGCGCCAGCCUGCCCUCGGGAGACUUCCCUCCCCCACCGGAAGACGCCAUGUCUGCUGGGGGCUCGCCGGGCCCCCCCGGGGACGAUGCCUCCAUCAGAACUGGGGAGUUGCCCUCCUUGUCUGAGGAGGUCCUGCCUGAGCCACUGUCCCCGGGGCCCCAAGAGACAGGGCUCUGCCUGGGGGCGGGCAGACAGGGUGGAAGCCUUGGAAAAAAAUUGGGCGAAUCGUGUUCUGAUGGGGGAGCUGAGGCUGUGGGCAGCCAGUGGUCUGAGCCAGCUUGCUGCCUAGGGUCCCCCUUGUGUGUGGGGGACAGUGGUGCCGUGGGGGGGCUCCCAAGGCUGCCAGCGCCGUCCCCAACCCCAUCCAGAGUGGCCUUCAUGGCCGCGGAGGGUCUGCCCAUGUUGUUGGCACCUGGAGGUAUGGGGCCGUCUGGCACCAGGCAUGGCGACCUGGAUCCUGCUUUGGGCGUGGGCUCCCACGCAGUUGUACCUGGUGGGGAGAGAGCCGAGGUGGUGGACUUGGUGUCCAGCCAGCUCACCAGAAGGAUCCUGUGCGACACACUUGCUGUGCUCUCAGAGCUGGCCCAGCCGGCCGCCCGCUGAUGGAGAAACAGCUGUGUCCCCACGGCUGACCCAGCACAUCCCCAAGACUGAUGAGACUCCUGAGGAGACAGGGCAGGGCCUGCGGUGACACACAGACACCUGUGACAUUGCUGUGUCACUGUGCCCACGUGUGCCUAUGUGUGUGGGAGGCUCCGGAAGCCUGGACCACCGAGGGCAGAGCUGCCGCUCAGAAUAGCCACCUGCCGCCGGCCGUGCAGGUGGUCCUCUGAUGCUAGGUGGGGGACCGGGCACUGGUGUGACAUCCCGUGCAGUGGGCUCUGUUCUUCCGGGCUUUGGGUCCACAGCUUCCAUCAGGCCCCCAAAAGGGUCCCUGCUGCGUAGUUCAAGAGGCGGGAAGCUGAAAGGUUGUGCGGGUCGUGUCCGAAGGCUGGCUGGCCCAGGACAGAUGCGGAAGUCACGGAUUCAAGAGAGAACAUUCUGGAGGAGCCAGGAAGGGGAGCAGCUCGAGGCUGAACCAGGCACCAGCCCACAGAGACCGCCCGCCAGCACGGAGAGCCUUCCACAAAGGCCACGGGGGAGAGCACCGUUCUGGGGAUGUGGGAAGCCCGGGUGGAGGUGGGCAGGGGACACAUCUGUGCGGGCUCACACCCCCAGCUCUGUGGCCCUGGGAGGCCCAGACCUGCAUGUGGACCAACCCAGCUGUGUGGAUUAGAGAAGUAGCCCACUCAAGGGCCAAAGGUCACUGGCCAAGGUUUGGCCUGUCCUCUGGGGGUAGGUGGGCCCAGGGCUACUUGAGCGCUCAGGACACCUUCUGGAAGACACAAGAGCCCGUUCCCUGGUGGCCGUCCACCAUGGAAUGAGCCCUCGGGGACACCGGCAGUCUUCAGGAUAAGGGUGGGGUGCUGACCCCUCAGGCCUUGGCUCCUUCCAUGCAGGGCCUCACACCCCCAGCUUUCGGAGAGGGAUUCAUCCCCUGGACAGCAUUUAUGGACCCCUGGGAAGACCCAGACCUUCCUGACUUGUAGCUUAGGUGGAAAACGUCUCCACGCCUGGCAGAGCCCCGAGGUCGGCCUGUGCCCUCCCCCUUCUGGCUCUGGCAAGCUGCCUCCUCCAGGCAGCCCUCCACCAGGCCCCAGCUCAGGGGCAGCCGCGUGUCUGGGCCAGCUGCUGGCCAGACCCACCUUUGUCACAGGCUGGCUCGUCCUGGCUCGGGGCUCGGGGAGUCACAGCUAAGACACCUCACGCGCUCCUGCUCUCACUGGGGAGAGGCUUGGACCGGGGGUGGGGGUGUUCGCGUUCUGUAGACACGUUUCCAAAUAGCUUCUGAGCUACAGCUUUUUUAUUGAUUUCCUUCUAGUUUUCUGAACAAAUUAGUCUGUAAUUUUUUAUUUUUCUCUAUUUAUUGCUGACCCUUUUGGAUUUACGAGGCUGUGUGAGAGGAAUUAUGUAUCUCACACACACACGUUUGGCUACCAUGGUAAUAAAUCUCCUGCGUCA
This is a messenger RNA of Mustela erminea (ermine), 8441 nucleotides long. Its product is annotated as coiled-coil domain-containing protein 187-like. Gene Ontology annotation, biological process: microtubule anchoring. Gene Ontology annotation, molecular function: microtubule binding. The transcript is spliced from 24 exons. Lineage: Eukaryota; Metazoa; Chordata; Mammalia; Carnivora; Mustelidae. The record is from RefSeq and is a predicted model, not a curated record. Bases 501 to 6983 code for a protein of 2160 amino acids. Gene Ontology annotation, cellular component: centrosome.